UGUGGCCUAGCAAAAGAAAGAGAGAAGGUCGAAUAAACCCCUCUUCGGGAUACUGCUAAAAAAAAUGGCGAGGCUUUCAUGUUCUCUAAUUCAAUGUCUGUUCCCACUGCCACUACUCUUCAACUUGUUAAUGAUGUCAAGCCUUUUACAAACUUCUCAAGGUGAUGUUGGCACCGCUGCCCAGUACAGCCCUCCAUAUUUACCCACGGCUUGUUACAAUGACAGCGCGUCGCAGUUUCCGUCGAAUAAUAUGUUUGCGGCGGCUGGAGAUGGAAUCUGGGACAACGGGGCUGCUUGUGGGAGGCAAUACUUGGUCAGGUGUAUCAGUGCCGCGGUCGCUGAUUCUUGCAUAGCUGAUCAGGUCAUUCAAGUGAAGAUAGUCGACUAUGCUCUAGAAUUGAUCAAUAAUCCACCCUCAGCUAGUGGCACCACCAUUGUUCUAUCGGAGACAGCUUUUGGGGCUAUUGCAAAUAUUUCUGCAGACCCUACUUCCAUUAAUUUGGAAUUCCAACAGGUAUGACACGAAGAGUGAUGGUGCACGGCAAGCUGUGAAGAUCGGGAAGAAGAGAGUGGAUGAUUGCAUAUAUAGCAUGUGUGAAUUACAGUUCUUACAAGUUGAAGUGUAUAUGAUCCAGCUUUGUUUCUAGCCACCAUCGUACCUUUCAUUCGUAAUCUUCUUUUCCUUGCGUGCUCCAAUGUUUUAGAACCUCUCGAGCUUUAACUAAUCAACGUCGUUUGACGUGUCUUGCGUUGUCUUCUUCUAUGCCUUGAAUCACGGUUGGGCGUGGAGGUUUCAAAUUUGUCUUUGGACGACGUUUCGUAUGCAGAUUCUUAUGUAGUUUCCUGUAGUUUGAUUGCUAAAAUGUAAUGUAAUCGAGGACAUGUGACUGUUCAUUGUUGUGUUUAGUUGAAAAUAAAAUUUAGUAGUAUUAUGUUCGGUU
Messenger RNA from Populus euphratica (Euphrates poplar), 941 nucleotides. Its product is annotated as EG45-like domain containing protein. Lineage: Eukaryota; Viridiplantae; Streptophyta; Magnoliopsida; Malpighiales; Salicaceae. The record is from RefSeq and is a predicted model, not a curated record. Bases 65 to 520 code for a protein of 151 amino acids. The transcript is spliced from 3 exons.